Messenger RNA from Oryzias melastigma (Indian medaka), 1970 nucleotides. It is a transcript of the gene nudt2, whose product is annotated as nudix (nucleoside diphosphate linked moiety X)-type motif 2. Gene Ontology annotation, molecular function: bis(5'-nucleosyl)-tetraphosphatase (asymmetrical) activity. The transcript has 3 exons. The record is from RefSeq and is a predicted model, not a curated record. Gene Ontology annotation, biological process: AMP biosynthetic process; ATP biosynthetic process. Lineage: Eukaryota; Metazoa; Chordata; Actinopteri; Beloniformes; Adrianichthyidae. Bases 125 to 562 code for a protein of 145 amino acids.
UUACAACCAAGUGGAACUAAUGAAGAGGGUUUGUGUGCACACCCGGAAGGAUUAUUUCAGAGAACGGCAAACGGCAGCGGGCGAGCAGCUAAUCAGCAAUUUUUAGUUGAAAAGUCACGGGAAGAUGGCCCUGCGAGCUUGUGGUUUUAUCGUGUUUCGCCGCCUUGUUGGCUCCAAACCUUCACCCAGCAACAUCGAGUAUCUCCUCUUGCAGACGUCUUAUGGAGAACAUCACUGGACUCCACCUAAAGGUCACGUGGACCCAGGCGAGGACGACCUCACCACAGCACUGAGAGAGACCAAGGAAGAAGCAGGGCUUGGGGCGGAGCAACUACAGGUGAUAGAUGGCUUUGUUCAGGAGCUGCGCUACGAGGUUCGAGGCAGACCCAAAGAGGUGCUGUACUGGCUGGCGGAACUAAAGGACCCAGUAACGGCAGUGACUUUGUCUGACGAGCACCAAGACUACCGCUGGGCCCCGCUGGAUGAAGCCUGUGCUCUGGCUGGAUACAAAGACCUCCAGGACACACUGAGAGCUGCACACAGACACUUAGAGGCUAAGUAGAACUAGCAACAGACUUUAGACCGCUAAAAAAAAAGUCUUUUCCCCUGACAAAAUGGUUUGUAAAUGCCAACUUUAAUUUAUGGUUCUGGAAUAUUCUAUUUUAUGAUUUUACUGUAAAUUUUGUAUUCUUGAAUUUUUUUGGUUAUAUGAAAGAGGUGUUCACAAUCACAGUAAUAAACUGGGUGCAAAAAGACUUAUUUACCAAAUCUAACUUAUAUGUUUCAGUAAUUUUUUUGUGGUUUGAGGAAAAGAAUUGUAUCUUAAAAACAAAUCAGUCAUGCAUUUGCUUCCAUCUUGUGCUGUCUUUAAUAUUUGUGGAAAAACAUGACAACAUUAGAGAAAAGACACUGUGAGUAAUACAUGAUGCCACUAGGUGGCAGCAGAUGUUCCAUAAUAAAUCUGCUGGGAACAUUACUGUAACCUCACAUGGAGAAGGCCCUGCUUUGAAUCCCAGCUGGAUCACUUGUGGAGUUUGCAUGUUCUCCGUGCGCAUCCGUGAGUUUUCUCUGAGCUCUACGGCAUCCUCCCACAGUCUAAAAACAUGCUUCAUAAGUUUAAAAGUGACUCAAUUCACGAUCCUGCACAAGACAAAGUAGAACUAGCAGAUGGAUGGAAAUGUAAAAAUGAAAUUGUAUGGCAACAAAGCAGCACAUGUUCUGUAUAUUCAAAAUAAUAUCUGCUGUUUAAUGGAAUAAAGAGGAGAAAACGUGGGUUUUGAACAUAUUCAAUACAACCAGAUGUAGUGGAGUAAAGGUAAUAGUUUUGAUUAUUGAUCUACUCAAAAGUAAAGAGUAUGCUGCAGAAAAACCUACUCUAAGGAGAACAGUUUUAAAUAAAGUUACUUAAUUAAAUUGAAUGUCUUACUCUGCAUCAUUCACAUUUUUUCUUUUGUUUGUCACUGGUGAAGCAGUAAAGAUUAAAAAAAUAUAUUUCAAUGGUUUUCUUACUUUUUUAAGGUGGUAUGCUGCUGUUUUCAACAAUCACAAACUUUCAGCCAGUUUCAACAACAUACUGUUUUAUUUUGAAUUAUUCUCCAACUUAAACACAGUAACUUUCCAUUUGCAUACCACUCCUUUUGCCUUUGAUGACAUGUAAGUUUAGCAACAUGUUUCAAAGCCGUUCUGCAAAUGCUUUUUAUCCAGCCGAAAGGAAAAAAAAAAGAAAUCUAUGGGUGACAUUUGUACUGUCAAAAACACAAAAUGAAGAACAACAUAAAAAUAAAUCAAUAAAACGUGAAGCCAACAAGAAUGACAUGAACAACAAUGUGUGUGGGCACAUUAUAUUGGCACUGUGAACAGGCCAGUCUCAGCAUUAGACCAAGAAAAGGCUUCGGGGGACCCCACAGUGUCGACCCACACCUCAAAAAACAAAGAAAUUAACACCAAAGAAAGGAAAAAAAAUACACAAA